GUCCCAGGACGUCGGUUCCACUGGCGGUGGACACGGAUAUGCUCCCGCCUCGCAUGCAAGGGUCCGUGGGCUUUUUGGCUCAGGCCAGUCUUCCCCCCCCUGUUGGGCGCCUCGUCGGCCGCGCACCGCGCACAUGUCCAGCUCGGCGCUCUUCGCCACUUACGCGCGCCUGUGGGUCGCGACCGAGGCCCUGUCCCUAUGGACCCAGCCGUUCCUUUUCCCGGGGCCUCAGUGGAUGUACCUGUGCGCGGCGGUCGCCGCCGUCGCCCUCGCAUGCCCGUGCCGCGCAACGUUCUCUGCAGCGCUGGGGGCGCGGAUAGCCAUGAGCGUAGCGCAAGCCCCGUACAUCUGGGACGCGUGCUGGUGGGGUAUCCUGCUCGACUUCGUGCUCGCCGGCGCCACGCUGCUGUGCCCGGAGGGAGCGGUGGUGCAGCAGUGCUGCCGCAUCGUCCCGGUGCAGCUCGGGCUCUUCUACAUCGGCGCGGGGCUCUGGAAGCUCAACACCGACUUCCUCGACGCGAGCAACUCCUGCGCCACGAUCUACGUGGCCUCGUUGCUUUCUCUCCUCCCGGAGCGGCUCGUGUUGGACGGGCUUCUCCGCCCCGCGUUCGCCGCGGCGCCGCUCGCGACGGCGGCCGGGGAGAUCGUCGUCGGCCUAUGCUUCGUCACCACCAGUCGCCCGGCUCGACGGCUCGGCAUUGUGCUCGCCGCGGCGCUGCACUUUGGGAUCGCCGUGUCGCCGUACCCGAACUCCGUGCCCUCCUUCGGCACCUUCUGCACUGCGAGGGCCUUCCUCUGCAUGCCCGAGGCGUGGGCAGCCUCGAUCCGCGAGGCGGCCUCGCCCCCCGCCGCGGCCCUGGGGCUGCUGGCCCGCGCAGGCGCUGGGGCGCUUGUCGCGGCCUCCUGCAGCCUCUCCACCGUCCCCUUCAUGUACAUAGACUGGAACAUCCCCUACCAGACGGCCCUCUGCCUGCUCGCGCUGCGCGCCGUGGCGCUCGACGCGGGUGCGGAGGGCACGUGCCCAGAGGCCGCCAGCGCGCCAGUGGGGGUCCGCCGCGCGCUGCUCCACGCGGGCGGCGCUGCGGCGCUGUCGUGCACUGUGGCCUACGUGUUCCUGUUCCAGGCCCUGGGGCUCAUGGACAUGAACGCCGCCAGCCCGUUUUCCAUGAUCCGCCAGCACGGGGGCUCCAACCACCUCUUCAUGCCCACCUCGCUACUGCUCGAGUGGCAGGCCGAGGCGGACCCGUCCUCGUCGGUGCUCGGUGAGUUCGGCGGGGGCGUCGUGAGGGUCGUGGAGUCUACCAGCGAGCACAUGAACGCCUUGUACCCGGGCGACAUCAGUCACGAGCUCCCUCCGCGCGUGGUUUCGCUGCUGCGCAGCGGGGGACACGCGGCGCGGGAGUACGCGCCCACGGUGAACGCCAUGCUGGGGCACGCCACCCGCUCGCAGAGCCCGCACUGGACCCCGCAGGAGCGGCACGCCCUUCCCCAGGUACACGGUGCCGGCGAUGCAGCUGCGGCGCAUGCUGGCGGAGGCCCGCGCGCUCGGGGAGCCCUUCACCCUGCGCUACGAGCGCCUGCCGGGCGUCGUCGGCGACGAGGCGUGGCGCCGCAGCGCCGUGGCGUCCGAGGUGCACGUGGAGGAGGACGGCCGCGGCGGCGGCAGUUGCCACUCCCGCCCGCGCGGUGCGGCGGAGUGGCGGCCGUGCGAGCGGGGGGAGGUGGCGCUGCAGCCUCCGCCGCAGGGCAUCCUCCACAAGCUGCUGGUGUGGUUCCCGCUGCCCAGCCUCGGGCCUCUCGGCGCUGCCGUGCGUGGACUGAUCCAGGGGCAGCUCUUCGCUCUCUUCGGCCAGUCCCCCUCUUGGCAGGAGCCAGGAGGGCGGGAAGGCGCCCGGCCUGGCCAGCGGGCGCGCCCGCCUUGCGUGCCGCCUUCCCCCGCCAUUGCGUGCCUUGGGCCCCGAGGGUUCGGCAGCACCAGUGGUGAAGCCCUACCGCAAGACCGGCGCUUGGGUAGAGCCCUCGCCCACCCUGAAAAAGUGUCCAGGGCCAUACCUUCCACUUUUUCCAGCCCGAGCUGGUUUGCCCCCGCUGCUUCCAGCACCCCUGUUCCAGCCCCACCCCAGUCCUCUGUGGAGUUUCCACCUUCCGCUUUUUCCAGCUUGCCUGCAGUUCUGGUGGCCCCUCGCCCGCAUCGGCGGU
Prorocentrum cordatum is the source of this 2199-nucleotide messenger RNA. The record is from the annotation of a GenBank genome assembly. Lineage: Eukaryota; Dinophyceae; Prorocentrales; Prorocentraceae.